AUGAUAAUGAUCGAUAAAAAUAGAUUAUUACCAAAUCAACCACCAUCAUUAAAGAAUAUUAUUGAUGAGACAGCAAAUACAUUUUUCUUAUCAGAGAUUAUGGUUGGACUCUAUAUUACAAUGGGAUACUUCUUUAGAAAGAAGGCAACAAUCAACUAUCCAUUCGAAAAGGGACCUUUGUCCCCAAGAUUCCGUGGUGAGCAUGCUCUCCGUCGUUACCCAUCGGGUGAGGAACGUUGCAUUGCCUGCAAGUUGUGCGAAGCCAUCUGUCCAGCACAGGCCAUCACCAUCGAGGCCGAGCCACGUAAGGACGGUUCACGUCGUACCACCCGUUACGACAUCGACAUGACCAAGUGUAUCUACUGUGGUUACUGUCAAGAGGCUUGUCCAGUCGAUGCCAUCGUCGAGGGUCCAAACUUUGAAUUCACUACCGAGUCUAGAAUUGAACUUUUGUACAAUAAAGAGAAGUUGUUGGCCAACGGUGACAGAUGGGAGACUGAAAUUGCUGCCAACAUUGCUGCUGACUAUCUCUACCGUUAA
This is a messenger RNA of Heterostelium album PN500, 540 nucleotides long. It is a transcript of the gene ndufs8, whose product is annotated as NuoI/complex I 23 kDa subunit family protein. Lineage: Eukaryota; Evosea; Eumycetozoa; Acytosteliales; Acytosteliaceae. The record is from RefSeq and is a predicted model, not a curated record. Bases 1 to 540 code for a protein of 179 amino acids. Gene Ontology annotation, cellular component: membrane. Gene Ontology annotation, molecular function: NADH dehydrogenase activity; 4 iron, 4 sulfur cluster binding. Gene Ontology annotation, biological process: mitochondrial electron transport, NADH to ubiquinone; mitochondrial respiratory chain complex I assembly. The transcript is spliced from 2 exons.